Brugia malayi is the source of this 2373-nucleotide messenger RNA. It is a transcript of the gene Bma-qars-1, whose product is annotated as glutaminyl-tRNA synthetase, putative. The transcript has 19 exons. The record is from RefSeq and is a predicted model, not a curated record. Bases 1 to 2373 code for a protein of 790 amino acids. Gene Ontology annotation, molecular function: ATP binding; glutamine-tRNA ligase activity. Lineage: Eukaryota; Metazoa; Nematoda; Chromadorea; Rhabditida; Onchocercidae. Gene Ontology annotation, biological process: glutaminyl-tRNA aminoacylation; translation. Gene Ontology annotation, cellular component: cytosol; aminoacyl-tRNA synthetase multienzyme complex; cytoplasm.
AUGGUUGAUGAAUUAAAAUGGUUAAGUUUAUCGAAUGAUAAGGUGAUUGAAACACAGAAAAAUGGACCACUUACUGAAAAGUUGUCAAAAAUUGUUGCUAUUGCAAAGGAAGAAUUGAAAAGUGCUGGACAUGAUGAGAUAGCAACAAAGCAACAGGGUACACUAUUGUAUCAUGUGGGGACACGUUUGAAACCGCAGUGUCAACAACAUACUUCACUGGUUAUUCGUCAUAUUAUGAAUGAGAAUAUUCGAACGGAACAACAACUUGUUGCAGCUAUCGAAUACUUGCUUAGUAAUGUUAUGAAAGAAAUAGAUGAGAAAAAGUUUUUGGAUGCAUGCGGUGUAGGUAUUGUUAUCACAGCUGAUCAAAUCCAAAAUCAGGUUAAAGAAACAAUUGAGAGGUUCAAAUCAGAAAUUUUGAAACAACGGUACAGUUUUAAUACUGGAAAAAUACUAGGUGAUGUAAAAUCAAAACUAAAGUGGGCAGAUGGUUCAACUGUGAAACGCGAAGUGGAUCUUUGUAUAAUGUUGCUAUUGGGUCCAAAGACAAUUGACGAUCUUUAUCCCAAGAAAGAAAAAGCAUCAGACAAUAAAUCAAGGCAAACUACUACAGGCGAUUCGAACUCCGUUGUGUCUAAAAAUACUGAAUCGAAUAGUACGCAUAAAGAAGAGGAAGCUGGGGUUACUCUCGAAGAGUUAAUGAGGAAGAAAACGCUUUUUCACAAAGUUGGAGAAAAUUACAAAACAAGCGGUUAUGUUAUUACACCAAAUACUAUGGAACUUUUGAAGAAACAUGUAGAAGCUGUGAAGGGACAAGUUGUUACUCGUUUCCCACCAGAACCAAAUGGUAUAUUACAUAUUGGACAUGCAAAAGCAAUAAAUAUCGAUUUCGGUUAUGCAAAGGCUCAUGAUGGAAUUUGUUAUCUUCGAUUUGAUGACACAAAUCCUGAAAAAGAGGAGGAAAAAUUUGCGAAAAGUAUUGUAGAGAUGGUAGAUUGGUUAGGCUAUAAACCAUAUAAAAUCACGUAUUCAUCAGAUUAUUUUGAUCAGUUAUAUGAAUGGGCAGUUGUUCUGAUUAAAAAAAGCUUAGCAUAUGUUUGUCACCAAGCUGCUGAUGAAAUCCGUGGUUUUGAGGUAACCAUAUCACCUUGGCGUAACCGUCCAGUGGAAGAAUCUUUGCAGCUUUUCGAGGAUAUGCGGCGCGGUAAAUUUAAUGAAGGCGAAGCAACAUUACGAUUAAAAAUUAUUUUGGAGGAAGGUAAAGUGGAUCCGGUAGCUUAUAGAAUUAAAUAUUGUCCUCAUCAUCGCACUGGAAAUAAAUGGUGUGUUUAUCCAACAUACGAUUUUACACAUUGUUUGUGUGAUUCGUUAGAAAAUAUAACGCAUUCUUUAUGUACCAAGGAAUUCCAAUCAAGACGUAGCAGUUAUUAUUGGCUCUGUAACAGCCUAGAUAUUUAUUGUCCAGUGCAAUGGGAAUACGGUCGUUUAAAUAUGAAUUACUCUGUUGUUUCUAAACGAAAAAUCAAAGCAUUAAUCGACAAUAAAAUUGUCAGUGAUUGGGACGAUCCAAGAUUGUUUACAUUGACAGCAUUACGCCGACGAGGUAUUCCUCCAGAAGCCAUCAAUAAUUUCAUUAUAGGUCUAGGCCUUACCACAGCACAAACCUUUAUUGACCCGCAAAUGUUGGAUGCCACCGCACGUGAUUAUUUAAACAAAAAUGCGCCAAGAACGAUGGCUGUAAUGGAUCCACUAAAAGUAACUAUUGAUAAUUACGAUGAAUUAUCGCUACCGUGCAGUUUAUUAGUGCCAGAUUUUCCAAAUGAUCAAAUUCGCAGUGAACAACAACAUGUAAUUGCUAUAGAUCGUGUUGUUUUUAUCGAACGAUCGGAUUAUCGUGAGGGUGAAGUGGAUAACAAUUUUCUUCGAUUAACAAAGAAUAAAUCAGUUGGUUUGAAAUAUCUUGGGAUCGUUAUAUCUCUUAUCAAUGAAUUACGGAAUGACAACGGAGAGAUAAUAGAAUUGACGGUGAAGGCAUCAAAACUUACUUCUGAAAAUAGACCAAAGAUAUAUUUACAUUGGGUAGCAAAUCCAGCUCAUUGCCAAGUUCGAUUGUACGAACGACUAUUUCGGCAUAAAAAUCCGGAGGAUCUGAAUGAAGUUCCCGGUGGAUUUCUGUCAGAUUGCAAUGAGAAUUCACUACGCAUUGUGGAACCAGUAUAUAUAGAUAGAUCAGUUUCAAAUUCGAAAGUCUAUGAUCGAUAUCAGUUUGAAAGAAUUGGAUUCUUUUCUGUGGAUCCAGACAGUACGUCUGAAAAGCUUAUAUUUAAUCGUGUAGUGGAUUUGAAAGGUGACGUAGUGAAGAAGCGAUUAUAA